Tupaia belangeri chinensis (Chinese tree shrew) is the source of this 5324-nucleotide messenger RNA. RefSeq names its product ERCC excision repair 6 like 2 (gene ERCC6L2). Bases 215 to 4819 code for a protein of 1534 amino acids. Gene Ontology annotation, molecular function: ATP binding. The record is from RefSeq and is a predicted model, not a curated record. The transcript has 19 exons. NCBI's taxonomy places the organism in Eukaryota, Metazoa, Chordata, Mammalia, Scandentia, Tupaiidae.
GCUCACACGCCGCCUGGACCUUGUCCCUGGACCCUCUUAGGGUCCACCUUUGCUCCUUCCGGUCCCUUGGCUUCGGGCUCCAGGGGAGCAAUGUGCGGAGGGCGACGGGAGGUGGUGGUGGCCUCGCUGGCCCCCCUGCCUGCCUCCUCGUCGCUGUCCGCCGCCAGCCGGGUGUUAAGUGCAGCGGGGUCGCCAGGCCCCUUCCCCUGUCCAGAUGGAUCCCUCUGCCCUGAAACCCCGCGCGGAAACCACCGGCAAAGACAAAUGGCUUCCAGGAGAGAGAUGUCUCGCCCCUUCUCCAGAUAAUGAAAAACUCUGUGAAGCAAGCAUAAAAUCAAUUAUAGUGGAUGAGAAUGGGAAGUCAUUUGCAGUUGUCUUAUAUUCAGAUUUUCAAGAAAGGAAAAUACCUCUUAAAAGGCUCCAAGAAGUAAAAUCUGUUAACGAGUACCCCAGGAAUUUUAUAUUUGAUGAUGAAGAUUUGGAAAAACCCUAUUUCCCAGACCGAAAAUUUCCAUCACCUACCGUUGCUUUUAAGUUAUCUGAAGAAGGAGAUUCUAUUCCUUACACUAUUAAUAGAUAUUUGAGAGACUAUCAAAGGGAAGGAGCCCAGUUUCUCUAUGGACACUACAUCCAAGGAAGAGGGUGUAUUCUCGGUGAUGACAUGGGACUUGGAAAAACAGUACAGGUCAUUUCAUUUCUGGCUGCAGUUUUGCAUAAGAAGGGAACUCGUGAGGAUAUUGAAAAUAACAUGCCAGAGUUUUUACAAAGAAGUAUGAAAAAGGAACCAUCUUCUUCUACAGCAAAAAAGAUGUUUUUAAUAGUUGCUCCUCUUUCUGUCCUCUACAACUGGAAGGAUGAAUUGGAUACCUGGGGAUAUUUCAGAGUCACUAUUUUACAUGGUAACAAAAAAGACAAUGAACUGAUUCGCAUAAAGCAGAGAAAAUGUGAAAUUGCUCUAACAACUUACGAAACACUGCGCCUAUGUCUGGAUGAGCUUAACAGUUUGGAGUGGUCGGCUGUUAUCGUAGAUGAGGCUCAUAGAAUUAGGAACCCAAAGGCUAGAGUAACAGAAGUUAUGAAAUCUUUGAAAUGCAAUGUCCGCAUUGGCCUCACAGGAACCAUACUUCAGAACAACAUGAAAGAACUGUGGUGCAUUAUGGACUGGGCUGUGCCAGGACUUUUAGGUAGCAAGAUCUACUUCAAGAAGCAGUUUUCUGACCCAGUAGAACAUGGUCAGAGACACACAGCAACAAAAAGAGAACUAGCUACUGGCCGGAAGGCCAUGCAAAGGCUUGCAAAAAAGAUGUCUGGCUGGUUCCUUAGGCGUACCAAGACUCUUAUCAAGGAUCAGUUGCCUAAGAAAGAAGACCGGAUGGUGUAUUGUUCUCUGACAGACUUCCAGAAAGCAGUCUAUCAAACAGUGCUAGAAACAGAAGAUGUGUCUCUGAUACUUCAGUCUGCUAAACCGUGCACCUGCAGCAGUGGCCGCAAAAGGAGGAACUGUUGUUAUAAGACCAAUUCCCAUGGUGAGACUGUGAAGACCUUGUAUUUCAGUUACCUUUCAGUCCUUCAGAAGGUAGCUAACCACAUUGCACUCCUGCAGGCUUCUGGAGCCUCCAAACAACAGGAAACACUUAUCCAAAGAAUAUGUGAUCAAGUAUUUUCCAGAUUCCCAGAUUUUGUGCAGAAAAGCAGAGAAGCAGCCUUUGAAACACUUUCUGACCCUAAAUACAGUGGGAAAAUGAAGGUUCUUCAGCAGCUUUUAAAUCAUUUCAGGAAAAACAGAGAUAAAGUUCUGCUCUUCUCUUUUUCUACCAAGUUGCUCGACGUGCUGCAGCAGUACUGCAUGGCAUCCGGGCUCGAUUAUCGACGACUCGACGGAAGUACAAAAUCCGAGGACAGGCUCAAGAUCGUGAAAGAGUUCAACAGUACACAAGACAUUAACAUUUGCCUUGUUUCUACAAUGGCUGGUGGACUAGGCCUCAAUUUUGUUGGUGCCAAUGUUGUUGUAUUAUUUGAUCCUACUUGGAAUCCGGCCAAUGACCUUCAAGCCAUUGACAGAGCAUAUCGGAUUGGCCAAUGCAGAGAUGUCAAAGUGCUCAGGCUGAUAUCCUUGGGAACUGUGGAAGAGAUCAUGUAUUUACGACAAGUGUACAAGCAACAACUUCACUGCGUAGUGGUGGGAAGUGAAAAUGCCAAGCGGUAUUUCGAAGCGGUUCAAGGAUCAAAAGAGCAUCGAGGAGAGCUUUUUGGGAUCUAUAACCUGUUCAAACUGAGGACCCAAGGGUCUUGUCUAACAAGGGACAUCCUGGAGAGGGAAGGCCAAGUGGAAGCAGGGAUCAUGACAGCCACCACGUGGUUGAAAGAGGGACCCCCGGCGCACAAGGUAGAAGUGCCUGGAGAGCCUGACUGUCAGGAGCGGAGAGGUUCCGAACAGCCUGCAGAGCCGCUGGCAAAGGAGGCAUGUGAUCUUUUCAGCGACUUUAGUGAUGACGAAUCACUGAAUAAAGACUCGGGAAUUAAGACUGCCAGAAGCAAAGCAUCUGAGCCAAGCAAGGCUUCAGGCCCUCCAGGACAGCUCACCUUGCUCCAGUGUGGGUUUUCUAAACUCCUGGAGUCACAACAUAGAGCAGCUGAGGACUGGGAUGGAGCCUCGGGUGACGAAAGUUCUGACGAGCAGCCCACGUGCCUUUCCACAGUAGCUGAAGAUGUCAGGUGUCAGAAAAAUCAGGACUUCCAUGGUUCCUCCAAACUGAAAUUAGACAAUGUCUUAAAUCCAAAUGAAGAUGGUAUUUUUUAUCAAAAUGAGGAGAUUUUAGAACAGAACAUUUCUUCCGAGUCUGGUGAUGAGAAAAAAUUUAAAAAUACAGCUGAACAUCAUGGCACAGUACAGAAUGUCUCCGACUCAGAAGACAGUGAUGUCAUCUUUCCCACGCAAUAUACUGCUCAGAGGUUCCCUAAGCGUACUGCAAGGCUUGAGCCAUCAUUAAAAGGAUCCGAAGAUUCUGUAAGAGGAAACUCUGUAAAAAUAAGAAAUAAGGGUGAUGGUGAAGAGACUGCUGAGAGAGGAAAUAAAAGAAUUUCAACAAAAUUAAAUCCUGAAGGCAAAAUCCUAAAACCUGUUAUGAAAAGAAAAAGCACCAGCGAUAUUAGUGAUGAGUCUGAUGACAUUGAAAUGUCCUCCAACGCAAGAAGACGAAGAGCUACUAGUUCAUUGAGGUUUAAGAGAAAAAAGGAAAGCAAAAGGGAAUUUUGCAAUUUUUCUGAAACAAUGAGGAAAAAGAAGCAACUGCAUGCCACAGAUGAGGAUCAUAACUCUCAGCUUAUUGAUGAUUUUUCAUCCUCAGAUGACGAUCUCUCUGCCAACCAACAGAGAAAAGGCAAAAUCCAUUUCUCUUCAAAAAUGCUUUAUCAUCAUAAAAACAGCCCUGCCGUACCAAGAAAACAAGUGAAAUUUUCAAAUGAGAAAGUUGUUGAUCAAGAGCAGAUGUAUGAAUCAAUGGAUAAACUGUUAGAUGGUGUUCAAGAAGUGGCUUACGUUCACUCAAACCAGAAUGUGAUUGGAUCAAGCAAAGCUGAAAAUCAUAUGAGCCGAUGGGCGGCACGUGAUGUCUUUGAGUUGAAGCAGUUUUCUCAGCUUCCCGCUAACAUAGCUGUUUGCAGUUCAAAGACAUAUGAAGAAAAAGUGAAUCCAGAUAUACCAACACAUACAAAGGAAGGCCAACAACCAAGUGAAGGGGGCAUCUCAUCUCCUCUUUACAUUUCACACCCUGUAAGCCAGAAGAAGAAGAAAGUCUACCAUACAGGCCAGACUACCUUUAUAAUUGGAAAAACACCAAAAGGAAUCCGCAGAAAACAAUUUGAAGAAAUGGCCUCCUACUUUCAUUUUUCUACUAUAAAGGAAUUUGCUAAACAUAUAACAAAUGCCACAUCAGAAGAACGACAGAAAAUGCUGAGAGACUUUUAUGCUUCUCAGCACCCAGAAGUAAAAGAAUUUUUUGUGAAUUCUCCUUCCAAGUGUAUCAACUCUGCGUAUGAGGAAGGAGAAAGAGUCGGAAAUAAAUCUGAGCAAAAAGAAUCUCUUAGCAAAGCAAGGCUGUCGGGUUCUGAAACUCGGUCAUUGGAAGAAUCUACCAACAAAAUUUCUGAGAUUUACAACCCACCUAUGUGUAAAGGAAAAUCAAUGAAGUGUCAAAAUUAUUUUUCCUGUAGCGAAGAGUCACUUUCUGGUUGUGGGAAAACUAAGAAGUUACCUACUAGCUCUAGUCGAGAGAUUGGCAGUGGAGAAAAUGACCAGGCACCCAGUGAUACUGUAGCUUUCCAGUCGCUGAACAGCAAGUCUGAAGUGUAUGAGAGGAAUUUAGAAGAUACCCUGGAAGAUCAUUGGGCCCUCACCAGAACAGGUGUUUCAACAAAUGCACCCUUUUCCAAACUGGACAACAAAAAGACAAAAAAUCCAGCUUUAGAAAAUUCUUCUAUAGAAGGAUUACUUGGUGACACUUCUAUUCUUGAUGACCUCUUUCAAAGUCACAGGAAAAGUCCCACACAACUGCCAAAGAAGGUUCUGCCAGGACCCUCAGAAAAAGCAAAACAGAGACCAAAAGAUUUCUGGGACAUCUUGAAUGAGCAGAAUGAUGACAGUCUUAGUAAACUUACAGACUUGGCAGUGAUAGAGACCCUGUGUGAUAGAGCCCCCCUUGCCGCAUCCUCCAAAAAGAAAGAAGAGCUAGAAACUUCUCUUUGGAAAUCAAAUGAGAAAUUUUUGUGGAAAAAAUUUGACUCAGGUGAUACAGAUGAGAAUACAACUGCUACAGAGUGAUACGUAAAUAUGUAAUGAAUUCCACCAGCGAACUGCUGCCAUCGUCCACAGCACCAUAUUCCACACCAAUCAUGUUAUCUUGAACACCGCCAUCCACGUACAUUUUCAUUAAAUUCUUGCCUUAGGGUUUUUUUAAGUAUCAAAUGUUACCAUGGAUUGAUUGAUAUUUGAUUUGAUCUUUUAAAAACUAUGAUUGUAUUACAGUACAAACCUCUAUUAUGAAAUGGAAAAUAUUCUAGACUUGUUAUCAGGAGCCCUGGGGAACCUCCCUGACGGUGUCAUUGUGUGACCUUAGUAAGUCACUCGCUAUGUUUGUAGGAUGGAAAAUGAAGCUUGGCUCACUCUUCAGGUUCUAGUUAUCACAGGCCCAGUCACCCCGACUCCCAAACUAGGUGAACAUUGGCAUGCUUCUUUCUUACUAACAUUUAGAAAAUUACUAAGUAAUUUCCUUUUCCCUCAAUAUCAUGUUCUAUUAUUUUAGAUUAAAAUCAUAACUAGUAUUAAA